UGUACUACAACAACAGUAGCACAUACUGCUAAAAGACUGACAAACUCAUUUUAAUAAUAAGAAACAUCAGCAUGUACUCAACUAAAAGCGAGGGACCGCGCAGAGGAAGAUCUUUUGACUCCAUGAACAUUGGUCUGACAUUGGAAGAGAAGCAACUUAACAAUGAGAUGAACAAAUCUGCCUUUCCAAAGAUCGAGGAGAAUAAAGACAACAAAACCGCGUCUACAGAGAGGGGCCGGGCUGCUCUUGUGUUCUCUUUGAAGAAUGAAGUCGGUGGGCUUGUCAAGGCACUAAAACUUUUCCAGGAAAACCACGUCAAUCUCGUCCACAUCGAGUCCAGAAAAUCCAAAAGGCGCAACUCCGAGUUCGAGAUCUUCGUAGACUGUGACAGCAACCGCGAGCAACUGCACGAGAUCAUUCAGCUGCUGAGGAAACACGUGAACGUGCUCGAGAUGGACGCACCUGACAACCGUCUGCCUGAAGAAAGCGAGAUGGAGAACGUGCCGUGGUUCCCGAAGAAGAUUUCAGAUCUGGAUAAAUGUGCGAACCGUGUGCUGAUGUAUGGAUCCGACUUGGAUGCGGAUCAUCCAGGAUUCAAGGACAACGUCUAUCGCAAAAGGAGAAAGUAUUUUGCAGACUUGGCUAUGAGCUACAAACAUGGAGAUCCUAUUCCCCGUAUAGAGUUUACAGAGGAGGAGGUGAAAACAUGGGGAGUGGUGUUCAGGGAGCUGAAUAAACUCUACCCCUCACAUGCCUGCCGCGAGUACCUGAAGAAUCUGCCCUUGCUCAUCAAACACUGUGACAUCCGCGAGGACAACAUCCCACAGCUGGAGGAUGUCUCGCGCUUCCUCAAAGAGCGCACCGGCUUCACCAUCAGGCCUGUGGCUGGGUAUCUCUCCCCACGAGACUUCCUGGCAGGUCUGGCCUUCCGUGUGUUUCACUGCACUCAGUAUGUCCGGCACAGCUCAGACCCCCUCUACACACCUGAGCCAGACACAUGUCAUGAGCUGCUUGGACAUGUCCCUCUCUUGGCCGAGCCCAGCUUUGCUCAGUUUAGUCAGGAGAUUGGUCUCUCGUCACUGGGAGCAUCGGAUGACUCUGUACAGAAACUCGCCACUUGUUAUUUCUUCACUGUGGAGUUUGGCCUCUGUAAGCAGGAAGGGAAACUGAGAGCUUAUGGGGCCGGUCUGCUGUCCUCUAUCAGUGAGCUGAAGCAUGCACUGUCAGGAAAUUCCAGGAUCUUGCCCUUUGACCCCAAUGUGACAUGCAAACAGGAGUGCAUCAUCACCACCUUUCAGGAUGUCUACUUUGUUUCAGACACCUUUGAGGAAGCAAAAGUCAAAAUGAGGGAGUUUGCAAAGACCAUCAAGAGGCCAUUCUCAGUACGCUACAACCCAUACACACAGAGUGUAGACGUUCUGAAGGACACAACCAGCAUCAACAACAUGGUAGAAGAACUAAGACAUGAGCUGGACAUCAUUGGAGAUGCACUAAACAGGCUAAACAAACAGUUAGGAGUCUGAAAAUCUAAAAAAAAAAAAAAUCCCAGCAAAUCAUCAAUGUACUUUAUCAACAGUGCACCUGUUUUGUCACAGUACUUCACUCUCCAAAUCGUGUAUGGCAUCAAU
Molecule: messenger RNA, 1628 nt
Organism: Carassius carassius (crucian carp)
Lineage: Eukaryota; Metazoa; Chordata; Actinopteri; Cypriniformes; Cyprinidae
Gene: tph1a
Product: tryptophan hydroxylase 1 (tryptophan 5-monooxygenase) a
Exons: 11
Coding region: 72-1523 (483 amino acids)
Biological process (GO): serotonin biosynthetic process; aromatic amino acid metabolic process
Cellular component (GO): neuron projection
Molecular function (GO): iron ion binding; tryptophan 5-monooxygenase activity
Source: RefSeq, a predicted model, not a curated record